CCCAUGCUCCGUUCACCGGCACGAGCAAGUUCUACACAUGCGGCAGCGCAGCAUUCAUUCAAACUGAGAGCUUUCUAGAUCGGAGAAAAGACGGACUUAUUUCAUAUUUAAUCAACCUCGAACGCCGUUUUUUUUCUCUCUUAGUCACUUUAUUCGUAACUUCGUGCAGCUUAGCGGAGAGGAGAAUUUUUCACUAUCGUUUCUUUUUUUAAUUUUUCAUUAUCCCGCGCGCGCUAUCGUAACGUUAAGGGGUCUUGUGCGCGCGCUAAUUAGCUUACCGGCUAACACGCACUCUUCUCUUCGGGACUGACAACUGCGACGUGUGGAUGUACCCCUGCUCAUCUGCAGUCACACUUGCACAAUGGCUGGUUCACUCUGCUUGAUAGCUCAGCGCCCAAAGAACAGCAACAUAUCUAGUAUAAUUACAGGAUAGCAAUAAAUCUUCAAUAUACCUCUAGUUUACUUUAAUUGUUUACUGGUCAGCUCCAGAUAAACCUUUUUUAUAAGUUUGCACUGCUGAAUAUCAGAAAUCCUGUUAAGACAGGUGGACCUAAAGUAAAGUUAAUUAUUUAUUUUACCUUCAUACCUCUUUAUUUUAUAGCUGUAGCUAUUUUGACAGGCAUUCAUUCCCUUUAAGAUUGUGAAGCAGGUUCAUAUCUAGUCUACAAUCAUGGUUUCACCAACUGCGACUGCAAUAAUACUAGCCAGUACGGUAGGGAUAGCAGCAAACACUGCUCUGACAGACUACAUGUGGCUGCUGAUUGUCGGCUUCAUCAUCGCCUUCAUCUUAGCCUUCUCCGUGGGUGCCAAUGAUGUUGCUAACUCAUUUGGCACAGCCGUGGGCUCUGGAGUGGUCACCUUGCGCCAGGCCUGCAUUCUGGCCACAGUGUUUGAGACCGUCGGGUCUGUGCUUCUUGGGGCCAAAGUGAGCGAAACCAUCCGCAAGGGGAUCAUCGAUGUGAACAUGUACAAUGGCACUGAGUAUGUGCUGAUGGCUGGAUCCGUCAGUGCCAUGGUUGGUUCUGCUGUGUGGCAGCUGGCCGCCUCCUUCCUUAAGCUCCCCAUCUCUGGAACACACUGCAUUGUUGGUGCUACUAUUGGCUUUUCGCUGGUUUCCAAAGGCCUGCAGGGAGUCAGGUGGUGGGAACUCUUCCGCAUUGUUGCCUCCUGGUUUUUGAGUCCUCUUUUGUCUGGAAUAAUGUCUGCCAUUGUGUUCUACUUUGUGCGCAUGUUCAUCUUGCACAAGAAAGAUCCGGUACCUAAUGGGUUGAAGGCCUUGCCUGUCUUCUAUGCCAUGACCAUGGGCAUCAACCUGUUCUCCAUCAUGUUCACUGGAGCUCCGGUGCUGGGAUUUGACAAGAUCCCUUGGUGGGGCGUCCUGCUCAUCUCAUUGGGCUGCUCUGUGCUGACCGCCAUUGUGGUCUGGUUCAUUGUCUGCCCUCGCUUAAAGAAGAAGAUCGAACGAGAUAUCAAGUCUUCCAGCCCCUCUGAGAGCCCCUUGAUGGAAAAGAGAGAGCUCAGAGAGGCCCACUGUCCAAUUCUGAAGCAGACUGCCAAGGAGACGUCUACACCUCCCACACCAGCUGUCAAUCAGAGCUCUUCUGCUCAGCCCCAGCCUGCCCCCGAGGAGCGCAGGGUGGCAUUUGACAUAGGAGAUUCUGACGAUGCUGACAAUAAUAAAGAGCGCAAGGUGGCGUUUGACAUUGGAGACUCUGACGACACAGACUGUAGCAACGCAAAUGGUGCCCCCAAACAGGUUCAGUCAAACAAUCAGGUCCAACUCAACAAUCAGCAAGUCCAGCAGAGCAAUGGCUCCACGAAUACCUCCAAUCAGGUCCAGUUCAACAACCAGGUUCAGUUCAGCAACAGGCCAGCACAGAUCCCCAGUAACGGUUACAGCCAGUACCACACGGUCCACAAGGACUCCGGCCUCUACAAAGACCUGCUGCACAAGCUCCACCUGGCCAAGGUUGGUGACUGCAUGGGCGAGGGCGGAGACCGACCGAUCCGGCGCAACAACAGCUAUACCUCCUACACCAUGGCCAUCAUCGGCAUGCACGGAGACUUCAAGCAUAAAGAUGGGGAUUUCCGUGCCAGCGAGGAGGGCGACAAGGGCCCGGGAGCCGGUGGUCAGGACAGGAAGCGGAUCCGUAUGGACAGCUACACCAGCUACUGCAACGCCGUGGCCGAGCACACAACUCCUGAAAGUGUGGGAGAGAACGACGUGACGCUAGAAAUGGGGAAGGAGGACGCAGGUAGCAACCAGAGCUCUGAAGAUGAAGACAGGCUUGAUGCUGACAAGCCAGAAGUCUCGACUCUGUUCCAGUUCCUCCAGAUUCUCACCGCCUGCUUCGGAUCCUUCGCCCAUGGAGGAAAUGAUGUCAGUAACGCCAUUGGACCGUUGGUUGCUCUGUGGUUGGUUUACCAAUCAGGUAGUGUGACUUCAAACCAGCCUACACCCAUCUGGCUGCUGCUGUAUGGAGGCGUGGGCAUCUGUGCUGGACUCUGGGUGUGGGGUCGGCGAGUGAUCCAGACCAUGGGCAGGGACCUAACCCCCAUCACCCCCUCAAGCGGUUUUAGCAUUGAACUGGCCUCAGCCCUGACUGUGGUGGUUGCCUCAAACAUUGGUCUGCCUGUUUCCACCACCCACUGCAAGGUGGGCUCAGUGGUGGCAGUGGGAUGGCUGCGCUCGAGGAAGGCGGUGGACUGGCGGCUGUUUAGAAAUAUCUUCAUGGCUUGGUUUGUGACCGUGCCCAUCUCCGGUCUGAUCAGCGCCGCCAUCAUGGCGAUCUUCAUCCACAGCGGCAUCCUGUGAGCGUUCGGCUGCACCCCGAGCAGGGGAGGAGAAAGAAACCGCUCCAGCGCAAGCCAGGAGAAGGGGAGCAAAGUUGGAAGGCCAAAAUAUAUCGCUUACCUCAAGCCAACAACUUUGGAAGAAAAAGGAAAAAAAAAUGUUUUGAAAGGACUUGUGACAUGUGCCUGUGGUUCUUGGCUGCAUCAUUUUCAACCUAGAAUUUGCUGCUUGUUCCAUUUGGGUCACAUAACUUCCAGUGGGAAACUCGCAUUUCUUUGUUCUGACUUGCUUUUUUUCAUAUCACAUCAUUCUGUAAAGAGUUCAUCUAAAAUCAACUGAUUUUUUUUCUAAUACUCAUCUCUCCACUUUUUUUUAACUUUGCAAUUAUGUAUAUACGACCAUGCUGUUUUCAUUUUGUUUUACACUAGACAGAAAUGAACAACUAAGAUGCAGUAUUAGCCUUUAACAGAUGUAAUUUUCCAGUCAUAACACAUGCUGAAAAUAAGGUAGAUGCAAAAGCAGUAUUUUUUAGGUGAAAACAAGGUUAUUGGUGUGUAUGUGUGUAUUUCUCCCCGAUUCCAAGAAUUUGUUCUGAAUAACUUUGUAUCUGGCGUUCUUGUAUCCCCCAGAUUGGAACUCUUUUUUUUUCCUCUGUUAAAGAACAAAGAUUUACUCCCACGUUCAACAAAAUGAUUCCGCCACAGUAUCAGCACUACAGUUUAAUCUACAGUGGUAGAACAAACGGCACACCUACAGAACGAUAUGAAAAAUACUCAUUAGUAUUAAAAAAAUUCAGCAAAUUUCUUGGCAAGAAAUGACAAAGGCCAAGUCGUUAAGCUAGUGGAUUAUCUAUCUGCUAUCCGGUUCUUCAUCCAAAUCUCCUGAGGCUUUUACAUUCUUGGAUCAGCACAGAAAUACCUGUCUUGACUUCAGUUUUAGAAAUGCAACAGCAGAAUGUCAACCAGCACCGACCGCGUGCUCUCAAACGAGACCUUACGUCGCCUGUUGAAACUUGAUUUCAUAAUCAUCGAUGACAUGCUUUAGACCUGCUUCAGCCUUGUUUUUCUAGUUCACCUUGUACCAGCUACUUCCAGUACGUUUAUUUUCUGUGGAGUUUGCACCUGCCUCUUUCCUCCCUCUGAAUACCAAGGAGGAAGAGGAACCUAAAAACUGGAAGGUAUGUAAAGUGUGGUUUGGUGAUGAUCUGUUCUGUGGUUUGAAGGAGCGCAGCAGGUAUACGUUGCAAACCACCAGCGUGUGGUCAUUUUGGCUGCAGUACUAAAUGCAUUACAGACCUAUAGAUGCUGUAGUUGCCUUAAUUGUUUUAUUUUCCCUUAGGUACCAAAGAAGUUGUUCUUUUUUUUUAUGCACAUCAACAAAACUCUGCUCCACGUGUGUGGAUGGAAAAAUUAAAAUAAAAACGGGAAAACACUGAA
Acanthochromis polyacanthus (spiny chromis) is the source of this 4230-nucleotide messenger RNA. RefSeq names its product solute carrier family 20 member 1b (gene slc20a1b). Lineage: Eukaryota; Metazoa; Chordata; Actinopteri; Pomacentridae. The transcript has 11 exons. Gene Ontology annotation, biological process: phosphate ion transmembrane transport. Gene Ontology annotation, molecular function: phosphate transmembrane transporter activity. The record is from RefSeq and is a predicted model, not a curated record. Bases 671 to 2815 code for a protein of 714 amino acids. Gene Ontology annotation, cellular component: membrane.